UGUUUUGUUUCCCAGCAGGAUGAGUUGGUGCUCCCGGUAAGAUCUAAGAAGUCUCCCUUUAGUGGCCUUUGGUGCGUCGUGCUCGGCUUGGUGAUCUUCCUGUCAGGCUUGAUCAUGGCGUCGGUAUGCCUGUACCGAUACUACUUCAACCCGCAGAUCCCAGAGGACAGUUUGUUCCACUGUCGGGUGAUGUACGAGGACCCCCUGUUCGCCCCAUUACUCGGAAGACAGGAGCUAGAGGAGAACGUCGGCAUCUUCCUGGAUGACAACUACGAGCAGAUCAGCGUGCCUGUGCCCGACUUCGGAAGCAGCGACCCGGCUGACAUCAUUCACGACUUUCACAGG
Sinocyclocheilus rhinocerous is the source of this 345-nucleotide messenger RNA. RefSeq names its product integral membrane protein 2C-like. NCBI's taxonomy places the organism in Eukaryota, Metazoa, Chordata, Actinopteri, Cypriniformes, Cyprinidae. The record is from RefSeq and is a predicted model, not a curated record. Gene Ontology annotation, molecular function: amyloid-beta binding. The annotation marks the transcript as partial. The transcript has 2 exons. Gene Ontology annotation, biological process: negative regulation of amyloid precursor protein biosynthetic process. Gene Ontology annotation, cellular component: extracellular exosome; plasma membrane; Golgi apparatus.